Molecule: messenger RNA, 1469 nt
Organism: Cyprinus carpio (common carp)
Lineage: Eukaryota; Metazoa; Chordata; Actinopteri; Cypriniformes; Cyprinidae
Product: heparan sulfate glucosamine 3-O-sulfotransferase 1-like
Molecular function (GO): [heparan sulfate]-glucosamine 3-sulfotransferase activity
Source: RefSeq, a predicted model, not a curated record
GCGCGAGAACACUUUUGCUGAGUGUGUUUGUGAUUAUUACUGUGUGUGACAGAGAGAGAGAGAGAGAGAGAAAUAGAGAGAGAGUGUGUGUGUGUUCGCGGAGGAUCCUCCAGAUGCGGGGUUUCUCCUCGUAAGAAGUUUCUCGUCAUGGAUCUGAUCGACAGAGGCGUGUGAGUGUUUCGUGUUACUGGUCUUGAUGGCUGCUGUUAUCGUCGCUCUUCUGCUCUUCUUCUUCUGCGCUCGAUCCCCUUCGCUCUCCACCGUUGUCUCGCGCGAUCAUGACCCCCCCGCCGCGCGCCGCCUGCCCGACAUCAUCAUCAUCGGCGUGAGGAAGGGCGGCACGCGUGCUCUCCUCGAGAUGCUCAAUCUCCACAGUGACGUCGUCGCGGCUCGGAGCGAGGUGCACUUCUUCGACUGGGACAGUCACUACCUGCGCGGCGUGGAUUGGUACGUGUCCCAGAUGCCGCUCGCCCGGCCGGGUCAGCUGACGGUGGAGAAAACCCCGGCGUACUUCACCUCCGCUCGUGUUCCUGAGCGCAUCCGACGGAUGAAUCCCGACACGCGGCUGCUGCUGAUCGUCCGCGAGCCGACCGAGCGACUGCUGUCUGAUUACACACAGGUCUUCCACAACCGUCUGGAGAAACACAAGCAGCAGCAGAUGCUCGAGACGCUGCUGAUGCACGACGGGGAGCUCAACCUCGACUACAAGGCCUUGAACCGCAGUCUGUAUCACCUCCACUUGCGACGCUGGCUCGACGUGUUUCCCAGGAGCCACAUUCAUCUCGUAGACGGAGACGCGCUGAUUCGAAACCCUCUUCCGGAGAUGAAGAAGGUGGAGGAGUUCCUUCAUCUGGAGCCGCAGAUAAACGCCUCCAACUUCUACUUCAACCAGACCAAGGGCUUCUUCUGUCUGCGCGACCGCCGGCGCGAGCGAUGCCUGCACGGCUCCAAAGGUCGCCAGCAUCCACGCAUCGCGCCUGAAAUCCUGCGCAAACUCUACGACUUCUUUCACGAACCCAACCAGGAGUUCUUCCAGCUGGUCGGGCGGACGUUCGACUGGAACUGAGAAGCAGAUAAACAUCCAUGGACUCAAACACAACGAAUCGCUCCUGAAGAAACUGGAACAUCUCCACAUGAAGCGACCGUAAUGUGACCAACUCUGUUUUUUUUUUUUUUUUUUGAUUUCUUUAAGUUAGUUUUUGACGAAUCGCUCACAGUAAGAUCAGGAUUUGAGUGGAGUUCGUUUUCAGAGCUGUUAACAAAACUUAUAUUUAUAUAUGGACAUAUGCAUGUGAAAUACAUCUAUACAUUUUCUUGCUGCUAAGUUUAUGAAUGUGUGUUUGUGUCUGUAUAUCAGUCUGUUAAAGCAAAGCUCCUCAUUAAUUUCAUGACAUAGUCUGUAUAUUUUGUUUAUUAAUUUUUUUUUUAUAUGAAAGAAUCUUUCAGUAAUAAAGAUAUUUUUGCUAUGA